GAAGACGUGAGUGCCGUAGUGCUGCUGCAUCAAAACAAUUAGUGUAUUUUGUGUCCCAAUUUGAAUGGUAGCAAUAGUAUUUAACACGGUAUUCCCAGCGAUGAUAUAAAAUGUCUCUAUUGACAUUAAGGGGUAUUGGAACUCACCAGGUUCUUUCACGGGGACUAUGUCGACACACCGUUGUUUCGAGGUUGCAUAAGCACUCACUUGCAGCCGCUGCCGACAGGGUAAUUCUCUUUCGUAAUGCAAGACUUUCUCAGAUACAAAGUCACAUUUAUUCAAAAUGCCCAUUGAAUUCACGAUACAGGCUUCAUUGUCUCUCCACAAGAAGAUAUUCCACUGAAGAUGAGAAGCAGAGAAAGGAAUUGGAGAAAAGGCAGAAGAUGGCCAUGAUGAGUCGGCAUCUAGAGAGGAGUGAUGCAGUGCGCAAAGAAAUCAAAGAAAUUCGAAACGAAGUGCUCAGUAAGGAAAUACUCCAAUUCAAGUACAGGUUAGUUCUGGUCUUGGUGAUUGGAAGUUUACUCAUAGCUUAUGCAAGCUUCAUGUGGCUAGAGUUAGAACUUAACACCCCUGCAAAUGUAGGGGGAAACUUCGACCUGCUGGACCAAGAUGGAAAUCCUCGGACACUAGACGACUUUAAGGGAAACUGGUCAGUCUUCUACUUUGGCUACACCAACUGCCCGGAUGUCUGUCCUGAGGAAAUGGAGAAACUGAGUGCCUCAGUUAGUUUACUCAGGAAGAAGGUUAGUCCUCCCACAGUAGUCCCCGUAUUUGUAAGUGUGGACCCCGCACGUGACGAUGUGGAACGUUUGAAAAACUAUGUGAAAGACUGGCCGGGGCUGGUCGGGUUGACGGGCAGCCAUGAGAGCAUAAAUGACAUCACCAAGAAGUUCAAAGUUUUCAGUGAGAAAAGUCUGAUAUUGGAUGCUGACAAUUACUUGGUGGACCACACCUCCCUUUAUUUCUUCAUGUCUCCCGAGGGCACCUUUGUAGAGUACUUAUACCCCAGGGAAAUGGAUGAAGAAGAAAUUGCUGACUGGAUGUACAAAACUACUAAAAGGUACUGGUUAACAAACACAUGGCUUUAUAAGAAAGCCUUAAGCCUGACUGAAAGGAUACACACGUUUCUGAUGGCGAGGCGUAAAGAGAAAAUUGAGCAAAAAAGGAAGGAUCUGAGGGAACAAAUGCUUGCAAGAACCACGAAAGAUGAGAGGUCUUGAUGUUGAUGUUGGAGAAAAUGGUGGAACCUAGCAGUUUCUUCACAUUUCUCUAUUUUGUGCUUUUUUUGUGAGUUAAAAAACAAGGAUAUGCAAAGUUCAGAGCUGUGUUAUACAUCUGGUGGUUUAGUUGGACCAAGCAAACUGGUGACCUAGGGAAAUAAAGGUCAAGGUCAAAUUGUGGCCUUAAACCUACGUGUGUAUCUUAAACGAUGUGCUGGUACAUCUUUGAUGUCACCAUCACUGAUGACACUGGCUGAAUAUUACACCAAAAUUUAAGUCUGCAUUUUUAAAUUGAUAUUUAUUUAAUAUUUCAUACAAAACAAAAUGAACAUUCUGCAUUGAUUCUAUAAAUGCUCGUGUACAUUUUCUUUGUUUAUAAAGGAAUACCAGUUGUAUUAAAUAAAAGUGAAAAGCUAGAAAAUUGUCUAACCGAUUCGUUGUUGAUUUGGAUUUGUGCUGCUUUCUUUUAAAAGCGAAACAAAAUAUAUCCCUAUAAAUAAAUCCAUAAUGCAUUUCUAGCAAGUUGUUAGGGCUGUUCUUUCUUAAAAUGCUCUGCUUGACUUGUACCAACUGAGCCCGAUCCAACAAUAAUAAUGAAAGACUUCCACUGAAGCA
Messenger RNA from Lingula anatina, 1835 nucleotides. RefSeq lists its product as uncharacterized. NCBI's taxonomy places the organism in Eukaryota, Metazoa, Brachiopoda, Lingulata, Lingulida, Lingulidae. The record is from RefSeq and is a predicted model, not a curated record.